Messenger RNA from Clunio marinus, 3468 nucleotides. NCBI's taxonomy places the organism in Eukaryota, Metazoa, Arthropoda, Insecta, Diptera, Chironomidae. The record is from the annotation of a GenBank genome assembly.
ACACACUAAUCAGAUUUUUUUCUGUCUCGAGCAGUCUUCAAUAAUUAUUAAAUUCAGCAAGUACAAUUCAAAUAAAUAAAUUGUAACAAAUUUUGGAUAAUAAUAUUUAAAAAUGGGUAAACCGAAAAUUCAUUGUGCAAAUUGCCAGAAAAAAUGUUCCGGUGAAGUGCUGCGCGUAACUGACAAAUACUUCCAUAAAAGCUGCUUUCAAUGCAUCAAAUGUAAAAAAUCAUUGGCUGUUGGAGGAUUUUUCUCGAAAGAUUCCAACUAUUACUGUGUCGGUUGCUAUCAGAAAACUUUCGGUACAAAAUGUGCCGUUUGUCAACAAUAUGUUGAAGGUGAAGUUGUCUCGACGAUGGGCAACACAUACCAUCAAAAAUGCUUCACUUGCACUAGGUGCAAUCAGCCUUUCGAGUCAGGCAGCAAGGUCACAAACACCGGAAAGGAAAUUUUAUGCGAAAAGUGUGUCGUGGGUGGAACGAUAAAGCAGAAAACAAUAACACAACAGCACGCUAGCCCAACAAAAGCUACGGCACAACAACAGCAUAAUGAGAUUCUUCAAAAGCCAACAAGCCCCAAAGAUAUCGACCCGAACAAUUGUGCAGGUUGCGGUGCAGAAUUGAAGGAGGGACAAGCCCUUAUUGCUUUAGAACGACAAUGGCAUAUUUGGUGUUUCAGAUGUGUCUGCUGUGGAACUGUUUUAAGCGGCGAAUACAUGGGUAAAGAUGGUCAACCUUACUGCGAAAAAGAUUAUCAGAAAUCUUUUGGUGUAAAAUGUGCUUAUUGCGAGCGUUACAUUAGCGGUAAAGUUCUUCAAGCUGGGGAUAAUCACCAUUUCCACCCGACAUGUGCUCGUUGUUCUAAAUGUGGUGAUCCAUUUGGUGAUGGUGAAGAAAUGUAUUUGCAAGGAACCGCAAUUUGGCAUCCACGAUGUGGUCCGGGACCAUCAGAGAAUGGAAUACUUUUAAAUGGAAAUGGAGCUGCUGAAAUUGAUCAUAUAAGCAAUAGUGCAAUGAGCGAAAUUCAAUUUUCUUUACGUUCACGCACUCCUAGUAUCAAUGGAUCCGUUUGUAGUCCAUUUACUGGUAGACGAUAUCAUCGCACAAUCAGUCCGGGUCUUGUUCUUCGUGAAUACAAUCAAAAUUAUGGCGAAGAUAUUUCACGGAUUUACACCUACAGCUAUUUAGCUGAAGAUAUUUCGGGAUUGAGAAAACCUAUCGAUCCUUAUGAUAAGAAGCCAGUUUCGCCACAUUUUCAUCGUCCCAACUUUAUCAAUGCUGGACGGCCACCAUCUCGUCCUCAAUCGAGAAGUCGAUCUGCAAUGAAAGUUUUAGUUGACAGCAUUCGAACAGAAACGCCGCGUCCAAAGAGUCCAGGAAUGAACAAUGAAGAACCAAUUGAAAUGAGUCAUUAUCCUGGUGGAAAGAAACCAAAACCGGGUGAAAAAUCGAAAAUAGAACGCGAUGAUUUUCCAGCACCACCACAUCCAUGCACAGAUCCUGAAAGAAGAAGAAGAUAUUCCGACUCAUACAAAGGUGUUCAAACAUCGGACGAUGAAGAUCAAGUUGAUAAAGCUGUCGAGGAAAAUAUCGAACCGGUGCUGAAGAAAGGAGAAGAAGAGUUAAAGAAAAUCAACUCAGGAAUGAGUAAAGUUAUAUUAAAGGACAUCAAGGAACGUCAAAAAUAUAAAAUAUGGAAACAAAAUAAUUUAGAUCCUAGAAAUGCAUCACGAACGCCAUCAGCGAAUAAAGAACCUGUUUAUAAAUUGAGGUACGAAAGUCCACUUGGCGCCAGUCCCUCAAGGAACUUGGAUCACUCUCGUCCCUUUGAAGACGAACUUUUUGAUAGAUCCAUGAGCUACAGAGGUUCAGUUGGUCGUGUUACCGGUGUUGGAAAUAGUUAUAAUGCUAUAAAUUCCUACCGAUCCCCAAAACCAGGAAGUGGUUACAAACAUUCAACUCUUCCGUCAUCAAUUCGAAAUGGCUAUAGCUCUGACUUUUCUUACGGUGGAUUAGGUGACAAGACACAUAGCACAGAAUUUUCAUGUGGAAAAUCUGAUAUUUCAGUCGAUUCUAUAACGGAAGGUGACCGUCGUGCUUUAGGAGCUGAAAUUCCAGCAUCAAGCACUUAUUCUGGUGCAAUUUACAAUCAAUAUCCACAAUCUGGGUUAGUUCGCAGAUCCUUGCCAAACAUGGCUCAUUCAAUGCUUGUUCAUGAGCCAGCAAAGAUUUAUCCUUAUCACUUGCUUCUCAUUACAAACUAUCGGUUGCCAGCUGAUGUUGAUCGCUGUAAUUUGGAAAGACAUUUGUCUGACGCUGAAUUUGAAGCUGUUUGCGGAUGUGCACGAGCUGAGUUUUACCGAUUACCUCAAUGGAGACGAAACGAAUUAAAAAGGCGCGCAAGAUUAUUUUAAGCUGGAAACAAAAGUUCUUCAUACCGAAACAUUUAAAAAUGCUUUUAGAUAAGAUGAAAAUUGAAUUAAACAAUAAGAUAUUUGUUGAAUGAGCAUAGAACUAAUUGGAGCUUCUCAUAAUCGCAGAAGUAAUUUAAGAAGAAUUGGAAAUUCUCGAUACUUUAUUAAUGAUAUUUGAUGAUAGCUUUCAAAUCAUGCUUUGAAAUGUAAUUUCCAUCACCUGAAAAUAUUUAUUGAAACCAAAAGAAAAAUAAGAGAAAGGAAAUUUUACGAGUAAUUUAUUGACACAUUUCUUCAAUUGGGAAAUUAAUUAAUAUGAAAACUUGCUAGAUGAAAAAAAGCUUGAAUUAGAAUUUAAAAAAAAAUCUUGCAAAUAUAUUUUUGUUAAAAGAUAAAAUUGAAUGAAAAAAAAGAAAAAAUGCCUACAAUAAUAUAUUUUGUGAAGUUAUGGUUUGACUUCAAUCAGCUAUUCAAGUUUAGAUAAAAAUUGCCGCGUAGAGUUCAGAAAUCAGACAUAUACAAUAUUUGUUGCACCAAUCUUUAAUAAAAACUACAUCACAUGCUGCUUUUUAAACAUUUAUAUGUGUUUAUGAUAAAUGCUUUAUUUGCCUGAAUUUUAAUGAAAAAGCUUCUAAAUUUUAUUAUUUAAUAAUUUAGUUAUUUAAAAAGAUGCUUUGAGAGAUUAAGCUUUGGUUAAGUCUACCUUUUACGUAAUGCGAAAAGCUUUUUAUAUAAUUAGUUAACUUUUUUUUGGAGAGAUCUUAAGGAGAAAAUUAAACGAACUUUUUGUUCCUUAAAUUAAAAACGAGGGAUAGUUUUAUGAGGAAAUUUUCCAAUAAUUUUAAAACUUUAGGAAGCUUUCAUUUAUAAAUAUUCUUUCAAUCCUAUACUUUGUCUAAAAAUCAAACAUCACAUUAUUUAAUGCAAUUACCUACUUUGAAUCAUUCAGAAGUUUUAAUUUCUUUUUCUUUAACUUUAUUUCUGAUGUAAGCUUUAUGAGCUAAAAUGCAAAAUAAAAAUAAAAUAAAUCUUGAAAAUAAAAAUUCAAUAAAAAG